CAUGUUUCACUCCUUCCGCCCAUCCCGAUGCGCGCUGCCAUUUCGACGGUCCAGCGUCGUCCAAGGAACCCCAAAACACUGCUGGACUCGCGCCUACUCGUCCACGGCGCCGAUGGCCUCGUGGUCGCGCGUCCCGAAAUAUCGCGCGCCGCCUCCGCCGUUGUACCUGACGAGCCCGGACGUCAAGUACUGCCGCACGUGCGGACGGGUGGUCAGCGAGCGGAGAAGCCACAAGCGUCAGGCGACGGAAGCGAAAUACUGCUCGGCGACGUGUCGAAGCCAGAGACCCGGGGCGAGAGACCGCAGGGCAGAGGCUGCGUUCGCGGCGCUGUUGAACGGCGAACGCAGGUUUGACGGCGAGGCUGUGCCGCAGUAUAUGCUGGAGCUCUGCGCUAGCGUCGGUUCGAGGAACGAGAGCGGGCUCGUGGUUCCCUGCUCAGCCGUGGAAUGUCUGAUGUUCGGCGCGCGACGGGAAUCGGUUCGGGAACGCGGCCAUCGUGUUGGAAGAGACGGGGCCGCAGAGGACGCAAAUGAUGAGAGCAAAGGGAGCGCUCAAGACGAAGAAGGAGAGCGGCGCAGGCGAGAAGGACAGCGUGUUGCGGACGAGAGAGAGCUUGUCAAACGGGCCGCAAGACGUGCGUGCGUGUUCGGAUUGAAGGGGACAGAUGGCGAGCAGGAGGCGACGAGGAUGUGCGAGGCGAUCAUGAAUGGGAGCGUUGUUGAACCAAGCUUUGCCAAAGGAGAUUGGGGUAUCAGAUGGAGAACGUAGCACAGGUGCACUCUUCAAUUCGAAACGCUAUAUAGAGGUAGCCCGUGUAAGGCCCUCCUAUCCAGAUGAAUGAAGC
This is a messenger RNA of Verruconis gallopava, 845 nucleotides long. RefSeq lists its product as uncharacterized. The transcript has a single exon. The record is from RefSeq and is a predicted model, not a curated record. The annotation marks the transcript as partial. NCBI's taxonomy places the organism in Eukaryota, Fungi, Ascomycota, Dothideomycetes, Venturiales, Sympoventuriaceae.